This is a messenger RNA of Sinocyclocheilus anshuiensis, 603 nucleotides long. RefSeq lists its product as uncharacterized. The record is from RefSeq and is a predicted model, not a curated record. Bases 1 to 603 code for a protein of 200 amino acids. NCBI's taxonomy places the organism in Eukaryota, Metazoa, Chordata, Actinopteri, Cypriniformes, Cyprinidae. The transcript is spliced from 3 exons.
AUGACUGACAGAGAAACAGUUUGUUCUUCAGGUGUGAGAGGUACUGGAGUGAAGUCAGUGUCAGUGCUGGUGGGAGAUUCUGUCACUCUAAACACUGAUGUUCCUGAUACACAAAUAUGUGAUGUGAUACAGUGGAGGUUUGAUCAUCAGAACUCUCCUGUAGCUGAAAUCAACAGAAUAGCUGGAAUCUUCAACACAUCUGAUGGUGCUGAUGGGAGAUUCAGACACAGACUACAGCUGGACUAUCGGACUGGAUCUCUGACCAUCAGGAACAUUGGAAACAGACACUCUGGACUUUAUGAAGCUGGCAUUCCCAGUACUGGCAUCAAACACACCAUACACAAGUCAUUCAAUGUGACUGUCAGCGAUGCAGAGAAGUCAGAGAUAGUGACGGAGGGAGAAACCGUUACAUUACAGACUAAUGUUUCUGAAAUACAGAAAGAUGAUCAGAUACUGUGGAUCUUUGGAGAGAUUGUCAUAGCUGAAAUCUAUAAAGCAGCCCAAUUCUACAUAUAUGAUGACUCUGGACUUUAUGAACUGAAAAUCAGCAGCAGCAGACACGUCAUACUCAGAAGAAUCACUGUUACUGUCACUGGUGAGUAG